Molecule: messenger RNA, 540 nt
Organism: Aureobasidium namibiae CBS 147.97
Lineage: Eukaryota; Fungi; Ascomycota; Dothideomycetes; Dothideales; Saccotheciaceae
Exons: 2
Coding region: 1-540 (179 amino acids)
Source: RefSeq, a predicted model, not a curated record
AUGCGCUUCUCCAUCCUUGCCUUCGCCGCCUCGCUGGCCACCUACGCAGCUGCAUCUCCUCUCAUCAGCCGCGCACCUACCAUCAACGCUACCACGCCCUUCUACCUCCUAACAACAAACUCAGCAACCUACUCCAAAGACUCAUCUCUGCUCCCCAACGUCUCCUUGACCACUCUCUUCGACCCUUACUACCAGCCCAACUACCUCCUCCGCCUUAUUGCACCUGGCUAUGGCAGUGUGCCUCAAUUCACCCUCUCCGAUGGCGUUCUGCACACACCUGGCAAAGGACCCCAUGGUAUUGGUGACUACAUCUACAACAGCACUGAAGUGCACACUGGCUCUGAAUUGAAUUUCAGGACCCAGUACGAGGGCACUGGAGAUCUGAGCCUUGAAAGGGGAUACUUGCUGGCUGUCAACGGAAGUACUCAUGGUUGGACUAUCUGUGUGGAGGAGCUGGGUCAGAGAGUUAUUGAGUGGAAGGGCACUGAUGAGGGAUGCACGCAGACCUACAUCCAGGCUGCGUUGACUGUGCCUUACUAA